CGCCGCGGAAGUCUGUGCCCUGCCUCCCCAGUCCGCGUCCUGCCCUGGGCCGGGCUGGCGCUCUCGCCUGCCCCAAUCCUCAUGGCGCUGCUCCGACGCCCGGCGGUGCCCACUGAUUUGGAGAAUAUUUACACAGGAGUGAAUUCAAAAGUGAAGAGUCAUGUGACUAUCAGACGGGCAGUUUUAGAAGAAAUUGGAAAUCGAGUCACAACCAGAGUCGCACCAGGAGCUAAGAAAGCUCAGAACACCAAAGUACCUGCGCAGCCCACCAAAACAACAAAUGAGAACAAACCGCUGAAACCUACCACUUCUGUGAAACCAGUACAGGGGGAAAUGUUGGCUCCAAAGGGUCCUUCUCCGACACCUGAGGAUAUCUCCAUGAAAGAAGGGGAUCUCUGCCAAGCUUUCUCUGAUGCCUUGCUCUGCAAAAUCGAGGAUAUUGAUCAUGAAGAUUGGGAGAACCCUCAGCUCUGCAGUGACUACGUUAAGGACAUCUACCAGUACCUGAGGCAGCUGGAGGUUCUGCAAUCCAUCAAUCCACAUUUCUUAGAUGGAAGAGAGGUCAAUGGCCGUAUGCGUGCCAUCCUGGUGGAUUGGCUGGUGCAAGUCCACUCCAAGUUUAGGCUGCUGCAGGAAACGCUGUACAUGUGCAUUGCCAUCAUGGAUCGGUUUUUGCAGGUUCAGCCAGUCUCUCGAAAGAAGCUUCAGCUGGUUGGGAUUACGGCUCUGCUCUUGGCUUCCAAAUAUGAGGAGAUGUUUUCUCCAAAUAUUGAAGACUUUGUUUACAUCACAGACAAUGCUUAUACCAGUUCCCAAAUCCGAGAAAUGGAAACUCUGAUUUUGAAAGAACUGAAAUUUGAGUUGGGUCGACCCCUGCCACUACAUUUCUUAAGGCGGGCAUCAAAAGCUGGGGAGAUGAAGCAAACAGUUACUUCAGAAUCCUGUACAGCCAAGCAGCCUCAUGAGUGGCGGCGUCAGCCCUCCCACCCAGAGAAGCAGGCCUUUUCGCCACCUCGUAUCUACGUGUAA
Molecule: messenger RNA, 1029 nt
Organism: Manis javanica (Malayan pangolin)
Lineage: Eukaryota; Metazoa; Chordata; Mammalia; Pholidota; Manidae
Product: G2/mitotic-specific cyclin-B2
Biological process (GO): mitotic cell cycle phase transition
Molecular function (GO): cyclin-dependent protein serine/threonine kinase regulator activity
Source: RefSeq, a predicted model, not a curated record